CCCCGUUCUACUGUGAAUCAAUCAAUCAAUCAAUCAAUCAAUCAAUCAAUCAAUCAAUCAAUCAAUCAAUCAAUCACUAACUCAAUUUCGUCAGUUGGUCAAUCAAUUAACUGGUCAAUGAAUCAUUCUUUUUCGCAGAAAUCAGUUUUUUCACAGACCUUGUUAUUUUGUUAAUAGUUGGGGUGCAUGGCAUGGUUUAUCCAUUUCGUCUCUGUGUAGAGUUCUUUUACAGGUAAUAUCGCUCUAGACUUUCCCCUCCCCUCCCGCCUCUCUGACACAUCUCAACACCUGAACACUGGAAACGAGCGCCUGCUCGAAAUAGUUCCUUCAGCACAAAUGGGGGGCGGAUAUUUCGUUCUGUUCGCCUUUUCCUCCUUCUUCACAACUGCGGUGCAAUUUUCGCCGCCAAAAUAUUCAGCCUGCCACAGUAAAGAUUUCGGUUAUGAUGGAACCGUCUGUGUUUGCUCGGACGAGCUGGAAUGCGACUCGUUUAGCAAGGGCAGUACUCCGUUGUCAGAACAUGAAUACGCCGUGUACACCAGUUCAAAAGCAGGCGAUCGCUUUAGCCUAAGAACUGGGAAGGCAAGGCAGACUUCAGACGGAGGAAAAUCACAAUUUGUUGAAGCUGAAGUCAAGUUUACUGUGAAUCAGAGCGAAGUUUUUCAAACAAUUCUUGGCAUAGGAGGUGCUUUCACAGAUGCUGCUGGAAUUAACAUUUUAAACAUCAGUUCCACAUUACAACAGAAACUCCUCUCAUCCUACUUUUCUCAAGAUGGCAUUGAGUACUCCAUUGGGCGUAUACCCAUGGCCAGUUGUGAUUUUUCUACCAGUCCAUACUCUUAUGAUGACCAUGAAGGGGAUUUUCAAAUGGUAAAUUUUACCUUGGCCAAAGAAGAUUUCCAUCUGAAGAUUCCUCUCAUGUUAUCUGCGGUGGAGAUGAGUAGACGGAACCUGACAUUCUUUGGAAGUCCCUGGGCCGCUCCUGCGUGGAUGAAGACGAAUGGCAAGAUGCAGGGUGCUGGACAGUUGAAGGGUGUUGCUGGUGACAAAUAUCACAAAGCUUGGGCCCUGUACUUUGCAAAGUUUAUCAAGGCCUAUGAAGACAAUGGAGUGAAGAUUUGGGGACUUACAGUUGAGAAUGAACCAUCAACUGGAUAUAUCAAAGGGUAUGCUUUUCAAUGUAUGGGUUUCACAGCAGAAAUGGAAAGAGAUUUUAUUAAAGAAGACUUGGGACCAACCUUGGCAAUGUUUGGCUACUCUGAUGUAAAGGUGAUGAUGUUAGAUGACUCACGAAACUUUGUUGAACCAUGGGCUGAUACUAUCCUUGGUGAUUAUGAAACUGCUAAAUAUGUUUCCGGGAUUGCUGCACACUGGUACAGAGAGGAACAGACAAGCCCUGAUGUACUUACAGCAACACACAAGAAAUUCCCCAAUUACUUUAUUCUUAACACUGAAGCCUGUGCUGGCUGGACAGGACCACCUUCUGAGAGAGGGGUCCAUCUUGGACAGUGGUCAAGAGGAAAUGAGUACUCCCACAGUGUUAUUGAGAAUUUAUCCCAUUGGUCUACUGGAUGGGUGGACUGGAACCUAGCUCUAAACAUGGAAGGAGGACCCAACUGGGUGAAGAACUUUGUUGAUUCACCAAUCAUUGUUGAUGCCGAGAAUGGAGUAUUCUAUAAACAGCCUAUGUUUUAUCAUCUUGGCCAUUUCAGCAAGUUUGUUCCACCUGGAUCGCAAAGAAUUGAAGUUAACAGCUCUGAAGAAACUUCCCUGGAGUUUAUUGGUUUUUUAACACCAGAGAUAAACACAGUGUUGGUGAUUCUUAACCCAGAGCCAAGAAAUAUUACCUUUGAGAUCAUUGACCAAAAGCUGGGAAUCAUCACAGAAACUAUUCCAUCUUAUUCAAUUCAGACUUAUAUUUGGUAGCAGUAGUGCUAAUGAUUUUUUAUAAUAACAAUAAUAUUAACACUUUAAAAGGACCUGUCCUCUCCUGCUCUAGGCACAUCAUAGUAUUUUCAAAAUACACAACUAAAAGUAAUAAUCAAAAAAGAUACAAUCACUACGAAUAAAAGUCUUUUUAAAAGUUUGAAAAAGGAUAUAUUUUUUUACUUAAAUUGUCACAUGAACAGAUGCUAUGAGGUAGACUGUUCCAGAGUUCACAGGCUGAAACUAAAGGCUUGAGACCCAUAGGACUUCAGAUUAGAGUUGACCAGAAAGUUCUGGCAUGCCGCCAUGCCCAGUCCAGUGCAUUUUGUUCUUGGGUAUUACACCUAAGUCUUACAGUGUCUUUCUCUUUCCAUCCUGGAGCAUACAAUUAAGGGGCACUAGUAAACUGUCAGGAAAGCCAUGUCAAAUGCUUUGGAGUAAGUCAAAACAGACUACAGUCUGGAACUCCUAUUAAGUGGCCACCUAUUAAAUGGCCACCCCUAUUAGGCUGCCAGUAAUCAAAGUCCCGAUGAUGGUUCUUGUGUAGUCUUUGCCUCUAUUAAACUGCCAGCCCUCUUUAAGCGGCCACUAUCCAUUUCCCCAAGGUUGGCUGUUUAAUAGGGGUUGACUUGUAGUUAGGUAAUUAAAGUCUAACGAAUAUAGAAUCCCUGGAUCCAGGCCAGGGAAUAGCAUAGUAGUUGCUUGAACCUGGUAGAGUGUUUUAACUUUGGGCCAAGCCCAGACCUGAGCAUCAAAUGUAGCAUAAUACUCAAGACUUAAAUACAAUGUUUGGGCAUUUCCAUUCCUGAUCCAUAUAAGUGCCAAGGCCCAGUAUAAUUCUAAUUUUUCUGGAAUGUAAAUACUGUAACUAUAACCAAGUAGGUAGUAGAUAAAUGUUGUACUGUAGUGUUGUAUUGUAAGUAUUUUUCAUUGUACGUAGUGUUUUUUUUUUGGUCUGUUAGCGUGGAAAUAAAGUUAAUUAAAAAUUUGUUUUUGUCUCUUUGGCGUGGUGACGAAAUGAUGCCCACUUUCUCACCCUCCUUUAUCUAGCCUGCAAACACAGACGUAUUUCCGGCUGUCACUUGGUUCCGCCGAAAAAUAACGUCUGCGAA
Messenger RNA from Orbicella faveolata, 3038 nucleotides. Its product is annotated as lysosomal acid glucosylceramidase-like. Gene Ontology annotation, biological process: glucosylceramide catabolic process. The record is from RefSeq and is a predicted model, not a curated record. Gene Ontology annotation, molecular function: glucosylceramidase activity. Lineage: Eukaryota; Metazoa; Cnidaria; Anthozoa; Scleractinia; Merulinidae.